Molecule: messenger RNA, 1686 nt
Organism: Dama dama (fallow deer)
Lineage: Eukaryota; Metazoa; Chordata; Mammalia; Artiodactyla; Cervidae
Gene: GRK1
Product: G protein-coupled receptor kinase 1
Exons: 7
Coding region: 1-1686 (561 amino acids)
Biological process (GO): protein phosphorylation; signal transduction; visual perception
Cellular component (GO): cytoplasm
Molecular function (GO): ATP binding; rhodopsin kinase activity
Source: RefSeq, a predicted model, not a curated record
AUGGAUUUCGGGUCCCUGGAGACAGUGGUGGCCAAUUCGGCCUUCAUCGCGGCCCGGGGCAGCUUGGAUGCGAGCAGUGGCCCGGCCUCCCGGGACAGGAAGUACCUGGCCAGGCUCAAGCUGCCCCCACUCUCCAAAUGCGAGGCGCUCCGGACAAGUCUGGACCUGGGCUUCGAGGGCGUGUGCCUGGAGCAGCCCAUCGGCAAGCGGCUCUUCCAGCAGUUCCUGCGGGCCCACGAGCAGCACGGGGCCGCCCUGCAGCUCUGGAAGGACAUCGAGGACUACGACACAGCCGACGACACCCUCCGGCUGCAGAAGGCCCAGGCCAUCCGGGCCGAGUACCUGGACUCCCAGGCCCAGCUCUUCUGCGGCUUUCUGGAUGCAGAGACGGUGGCGCGGGCCCGGGAGGGGGUGGGGGACGGGCUCUUCCAGCCCCUGCUGCGGGCCGUCCUGGCACACCUAGGCCAGGCCCCCUUCCAGGAGUUCCUGGACAGCCUCUACUUCCUGCGCUUCUUGCAGUGGAAGUGGCUGGAGGCCCAGCCCAUGGGCGAGGACUGGUUCCUAGACUUCAGGGUGCUGGGGCGGGGCGGCUUCGGGGAGGUGUUCGCCUGCCAGAUGAAGGCAACCGGCAAGCUGUACGCAUGCAAGAAGCUGAACAAGAAGCGGCUGAAGAAGCGGAAGGGGUACCAGGGUGCGAUGGUGGAGAAGAAGAUCCUAACCAAAGUGCACAGCAGGUUCAUCGUGUCCCUGGCCUACGCCUUCGAGACCAAGACGGACCUCUGCCUGGUGAUGACCAUCAUGAACGGAGGUGACAUUCGGUACCACAUCUACAACGUGGACGAGGAGAACCCCGGCUUCCAGGAGCCUCGCGCCGUCUUCUACACAGCCCAGAUCGUCAGCGGCUUGGAGCACCUGCACCAGCGGAACAUCGUCUACCGAGACCUCAAGCCCGAGAACGUGCUGCUGGACGAUGAUGGCAACGUCCGCAUUUCCGACCUUGGGCUGGCCGUGGAGCUGAAGGAAGGGCAGACCAAGACCAAGGGCUAUGCGGGGACCCCAGGGUUCAUGGCCCCCGAGCUCCUGCAGGGGGAGGAGUACGACUUUUCCGUGGAUUACUUUGCGCUGGGCGUCACACUGUACGAGAUGAUCGCGGCCAGAGGGCCCUUCCGAGCCCGUGGAGAGAAGGUGGAGAACAAGGAGCUGAAGCAGAGGGUCCUGGAGCAAGCAGUCACCUACCCCGACAAGUUCAGCCCAGCCAGCAAGGACUUCUGCGAGGCGCUGCUGCAGAAGGACCCUGAGAAGCGCCUGGGGUUCCGGGACGGCUCCUGCGACGGGCUCCGCACGCACCCCCUCUUCAGAGACGUCAGCUGGCGGCAGCUGGAGGCCGGGAUGCUGACCCCGCCCUUCGUCCCGGACUCCAGGACUGUCUAUGCAAAGAACAUCCAGGAUGUGGGUGCCUUCUCCACGGUCAAGGGCGUGGCCUUUGACAAAGCGGACACGGAAUUCUUCCAGGAGUUCGCCUCGGGCACCUGCCCCAUACCCUGGCAGGAGGAGAUGAUCGAGACAGGCAUCUUCGGGGACCUGAACGUGUGGCGGCCCGACGGGCAGAUGCCGGACGACAUGAAGGGCGUCUCCGGGCAGGAGGCAGCCCCCUCGUCCAAGUCGGGCAUGUGUCUGCUUUCCUAG